Lymnaea stagnalis (great pond snail) is the source of this 1453-nucleotide messenger RNA. The record is from the annotation of a GenBank genome assembly. NCBI's taxonomy places the organism in Eukaryota, Metazoa, Mollusca, Gastropoda, Lymnaeidae.
GACUGAAAAAUUUUGCCGAUGUCGCUUGGUGAGAUUUCCGGUUGAAAAAUUCCCUCCUCACAUGAAGGAAAAUAUUUGCUAUUCUUGGAAACCAGUGAUUAUUCGGGUCAGUACAGUCCCAGCGAUGGAGAUAUAUAACAUUUAAUGAUACACACAUUUAUAUUUUGCAUUCUAAUAUAUCAAUUGAUUUUUUUUUAAAAUUGCCUCUACUAGAUUUCUAAUAAACAGUCCUUAAAAUAUCGUUGAAUGGUAUUUCAUGGUGAAAUGCUUAUUGGUUCCUGCCAAAAUUACAUUUUAUGAGCGUUAAGAGAGACUCAAUAUAAUCAGCAGUUUUCGAUUGGCUUGCAGUGUCUCACGAACUUUCUAUAAGCUUUUGAUAAGACUUACAAGAGAGUAUGUACCAAUAGACAGAAAUAGAUUUUUAGGCCAUGUUAGAUUCAUGCAUUUGUCGGAGAAAAAAAUAUUCACGCCCUGGGUCCUUGACAGCAUAAGGCACGAAUGUCAUGUCUCUUUCAAGUGCUAACCUUUUCUCCGCCCCUGACCCUCUGCAAAAGAAUCCCCGUAUAAUCCCCCCCCCCCCACACCAAUUCCCAAAAUUAAGUAAAGGGAAAAUCCAAGGUACCUUUUCAAAUGGACGUGUUAAUCGUGACACUGACGGCUCACCUGAAUUUCAUUAGUUAAGGGCGGCCAAUAUCCAAUCGGGAAUCAAAUGUCUUUACAUUUUUAACCUUAAAUGUACGUAGAUGAGCAAGGCUUACAAUGGAUCCUAUUCUAGAAAAAAAGGUUACUUUAAGAAGAUUAAAUACUAUACUUAAUCAAAUAAUUAUUAAAAAAACUUUUUUUAAAAUUACCUGAAUAAUUACUUUCUGUAAAACAAAGGCAACCAUAGAGAAAGCUCGCCAAAUACUUGUAUACCAAGAUGCUUCCAUUCGGUGGACGUCAGACAUCGUCAAAGUUUUAAACAGGACAAGAACGUUCGGUCUGCAGUAUCACAGAGACGACUUCUUUUCCAGAAUUUCAUUGCAUACAAUGAGAGAGGUUAGAAAACUAGGAUUUUUAAAUUUCAUAUUUGUAUUGUUUCUAUGUUUCACUGUUUGAGUUUUUAUUGUUCCCAUGUUUGAGGUUUGUUUGUUUAGCAAAUUCUUUUCGACAAUUAUUUAGAAGGCUACUAGAUAUCUGAAAUAUUUUAUAUAAAACUUAACUUAUAAAAGAUAACCAUUUAGGAGUCAAAACUUGAUUUGUUGUUUGAAUUUACUUUUUUAAAAAAACCUCCGAGAGUGUAACUUUUUAAGAUCUAGCAACUAGCCAUUUAACUGAGCUCUUUCUCUUCAAGAUGUUUGAUUAUUUCGGAGAGAGUCCGUGUGCAUUUUCUCCAUUCCCUGAAAUCGGAGCCAACAACGGCAUGUACAAGAACGAUCCGUUUGUCAUACACGCCGUCUUAGAACCGUGGGCC